Molecule: messenger RNA, 1056 nt
Organism: Mercurialis annua (annual mercury)
Lineage: Eukaryota; Viridiplantae; Streptophyta; Magnoliopsida; Malpighiales; Euphorbiaceae
Exons: 3
Coding region: 1-1056 (351 amino acids)
Molecular function (GO): zinc ion binding
Source: RefSeq, a predicted model, not a curated record
AUGACUGUAGGGUUUGGAAUUUCAAUCAGAGAGAAUUUGCCAGAAGUGGAGCACAGGCGACGUGCAAGGCACGUGUAUGCUGCUAUAGCCAAAAGCUGGAAAGGGGAGGAUAGAAAGCUUGGCUUUUGGACUGCUGCAAAAUCCACUUUUGUGCAACAGUUAAGGGAAAAUCUCAAGAAGUUGGAGUUGAUGGGCCCAAGCAUGGUACAAGAUGUGUUGGUGUAUGAUGUGGAAACUUUUUGCAAAGCUUACUUCAAGACAACUGUCAAGUGUGAUGUUAUCGAUAACAAUCUUGCUGAGACUUUCAAUGGGUGGAUCCUAGAUGCACGGUGCUUGCCAAUAAUCAGCAUGUUAGAAGCAAUUAGGGUGCAAGUUAUGACCAGAUUGCAUGUAAAAAGAAGACUGUGCCAGGGUUGGAUUAAUGAUAUUGCUCCUAGAGCAAUGAAGAAGCUAGAAAGGAAUAAGGAGUUGUCCUAUUUGUGGCAAAUUUUGUGGAAUGGUGAUGACGGGUAUGAAGUAACUAGCAUUUAUGAUGCAAAUGUGAAGCACACAGUCAACACUACCAUUAGAGCUUGCACCUGUCGCGAGUGGAAUCUCACAGGCAUUCCAUGUCAGCAUGCCAUUUCUGCAAUUUUCAGUGCUAAGGAAAAGCCUGAAGACUAUGUCCAUGACUGGUACAAAGAGGAGAAGUACAAAGCUGCUUACAGCUUUAUGAUGCAACCUGUAAAAGGGCAGAACAUGUGGCCAAAAACUGGAUUUGACCCCAUCGAACCACCAGCUAUUAGAAAGAUGCCUGGACGUCCUAAAAAAGCUAGAAAAAGGGACUGUCAUGAAAUAAAGAAAAUAGGAAGGCUAUCAAGGCAUGGAAGACAGAUGAGAUGCAAACACUGUCAUGAAGUAGGGCAUAGUAUCAGAGGGUGCCCAACAAGGGACCACACUAUUCCACUGCCAACACCAAAGAAAAGAACUACUGAAGCAUCAACAAGUCAAGUGGUGAAACCUUCUGCUGAACUAGUAGAGGAAUUUACUAAAACAACAAAAAAAGGAAAAGAAUAA